Messenger RNA from Cyprinus carpio (common carp), 2092 nucleotides. Its product is annotated as nucleotide-binding oligomerization domain-containing protein 2-like. The record is from RefSeq and is a predicted model, not a curated record. The transcript is spliced from 3 exons. Lineage: Eukaryota; Metazoa; Chordata; Actinopteri; Cypriniformes; Cyprinidae. Bases 152 to 2092 code for a protein of 646 amino acids.
GAAGUGUUGCCCGGACCAACAUGGCGGCCACGUCGCUAGUGGAAGUGACGUAUUUCCGCUCUUGAGUGGCGCUCCAUUCGCCACAUGUCUGCAGCCAGACUCUCUCGGGGGGUGCUGUCGAAGUGAAUGUCAGGUUUGAAAUACCUGCAGCAUGGCGUGUGCACAGCAAUCUGCUACCGAGUACCUCAAAAACGCCAGGAAAAACCUGGUGACUCAUAUGAAAAACUUUCCUCUGAUCAUUGAGAAUCUUUAUCAGAAGAAUGUUUUCAAUGAUCAUGAGGUUGAUGCCCUCAAAGCUGAGAGGACAGAGUUUGAUAAAGCCAGAUGUAUAUUGGAUUGGGUCAUUAAUAAAGGUGAAAUGGCCAGUUAUGAAUUACUCAGGAUUCUGGAUGUCACCAAGAAGAGGACAUUAGAUCCUGGUUUACACUAUUGGAUCAGCUGUUUUUCCUUCAGAGUGGAAGAUACAGAGGACAGCUAUUUAUUUGGUGCAAAGCCCUGUAAAAGCUACCAGACACAGCUCAAGAUGAAAGCAAAAAGUAUCCUGAAGGACCAAAAGGAACAUAGCUGUAAAUAUCUGGAUGACAAUGUACAUGUAAACUUCAGUUUUAUACCUCUUGUUUUAGAGAGAAACUCUGUGGCGAAAACUCCUCAAUGCAAAAUAAAAUCAAAAAACAAAAAAUGCAAAAAGCUGCGACCCAAGAAGCUGAGAGCUUACAUUCCUAAUGAGGAACAAGCAUUAUCACCUGUGGAUCUCCUGAAAUGGCAGGAUAAGAAUAUCCUCAUCAUUGGCAAACCUGGAGUAGGAAAGACUACAGUUGUCCAGGAAAUGUUGCGCCUGUGGUCAGAGAAAGAUGGCAGAGAAAUAGACUACAUGUUUUACUUUGAUGAAAGUGUUUUGGCCCACAGUUCUAAUAUUGCCAGUUUGCAGUCUAUUUUGUUUGAUGUGUAUUUAAAACCCAUGGAAAAUGACAGAAUGGAUGUUUUUAAAGAUAUUGAGGAAAACUCUGAGAAUGUUGUUCUUAUAUUGGAUGGAGUGACGGAUUUUGGAAAACAUUCCAUUUUGUGGAAGAUCAUGAACCACGAGCUCCUGCCCGAUGCCAAGAUUGUGAUAACAUGCAGAUCAGAGGUGGAAUAUGAACCACUUUUCCGCAAAUGGCCAACACAGAAAGUGUAUGUCCAAGGGUUUAGUAAAGAGUCUAUCAACACUUACUACCAUACUAUGUUGGGUCAUGAUCCUGUUCUUCUAGAAGUUGUUUUGAAGAAUCAAGAGCUGUUCAGUCUUAGUCAUGUUCCAUUGUAUGCAUCCAUGAUUGUAGACUUAAUGCAAUUUAAAAAUGGCACAGUAUGCGACCAUCCACACACAGUCACAGAGAUGUACAUCCACAUUUUCCGUGCUGCCGUGAAGAAACAAAUUCAGCAAAUAGAUAAAUACCUGAAAGAAAUCAAAGAUCAGGUUUAUUACUUGAUGGAAAACGCAUUCAAUGCAACUAUGCAGAAAACCCUAAAUGUUAUUAGCUGUGAUGAGACAGACAUUUCUCGUGCUUUUUUGAAAAUGAUAACAAUAAGAGACUCACCAACAUCUGCAAUGACAUACUGUGCGUUUCUCCACAACACAAUGCAGGAAUUCUUUUCAGCUUUGUGGCUUCUUGGACAUCCAGAUGAAAUUGAGAAAGUCCUACAGCUCUGUCAGACUGAGGAGCAUAAACACAUGAGACAUGUUCUUCCUUUCUUAUGUGGACUUCUGAGUGAACACAACAUCAGACUCCUCAAGUGUCUAUUCCCAGAGGAUCAGAUAAAGAAAACAUCUGAUUGGUUCAUUGAGAAGCUUUUAUACACUUUUCUCCAGCCUCAGAGUGAAGAGAGUGAAGACAGUGAAGAGUUUGAUCUUCUCUUUGUGAGUCAGUGCUUGUAUGAGCUCCAGUCUCCUAAAGCCUGCUUAAUGUUCCUGGAGAAGAUGGACCAUCAGCUUGAACCAGAAGAGGAUCUUGAUCCUCAUCAGUGUUGUGCUUUGUCUUAUGUGAUCGCUCAAUCCAGAGAUAAAGAGGUUUAUCUGAAUCUGGAAGACUGUACCAUAGCUGAUGUGGGAAUGUAA